CCUACUUCUGAAUACAACUAACACAACCGAUCACAUUCCGUUGCCGUCGGCCACCAGCCGCCGGCCGCCGGCUCAGCGUGGCGCGCUCUUUGCAGUUCGUAGCUGCGCGUAGCCUACCGUAGACUCGCGUAGCAUUCACGAUAGAUUUUUUACCGACUCAUUAAAAAUUGCGUUUAUGUAUGAAUUAUCGAAACCGAACUUUUAACAUGAUGCACGUGGAACAAACCGAUCCGCGCACGGCGAGUAACGGACGCACCGAAGGCACGCCGCGCGUGCCGCCAUAUUGUUUCGCGCCCCGCCCCCCACACCGCUUCGUAACACUAUUGGGCAAAAACACGACGUAGGCGGGGCGUAUCUCACCAAAAUGUUGCCAGCUUUUUGAAUAAAUAAUUUCAGUAAUUUAAGUAAUGAAGGCAAUUAUGGCGUUGUUUAGCUAAGUUCGCGCGGUAGCGGGAACUUUAUAUUUAUAUCGGUCUCUUUAUGUACGCCGACGCGGUUAAUGCCGCGAUCUGUUUGCGUUGUGCCUUAUUUAUUGCGGACGCUGCACGCCGGCCCGCGAUUUAAACUGCAAUUAUUUUGUACGCUUAAGGAAAACAUAUUGCACUAUUUAAAUGAGCGCAGUAAAAAUGCUUAGCUGUCGUUGAUAUACAACAAUACAUCUUUUGUAUGGUGCAUAAUAUUAAAGUGUAGUUGGUACUCGUAGAACCGUAAGUUUCAUACUAGGUACCCACUCUAACAGAUUACAGGAAAACUAACUCAACUAACAGUUGUAUUGGUUUUUAUUGAUAUUACCUAGGUAUACUAAAUAUUUUGAAGGUAAAAAAUGCAUGGACAAAAAGUCACAAAUUUCCAUCAUGAAUCGCAAUGACGUUGCGUGCCGGCUCUGGCUCGAGUAAACAGUGACGUCACAGAGCGUCACGACAAAAAGUCGAUUUUCGCAAGUUCGGCCAGCUGACUGCGCUCGCGGCCCGCUCCCCUCCGCCACGCACUGAAAAUUCAGUGCGACGAGAUUUCAGCGCGAGCGAGAGAGACAGCGGGGAAGGGCAGUAGAGAGAGUGGGACGGUUACAUGCAUGUGGGGAUCCGCAAGACGCGCGGUGGGCGGGCGGUCGGAUGAUGUAUAGAGUGGUGGAGUUAGGUUCAAAUUGUGCCGGGAAGUGGCCGAGAUUAGAGCCCGCGGGCCGCGCCGCGAACGUAAGCCCACUUAAGACUGUUUUUAAUACUAGUAUUUUUUACGCGAUCCCGACAGGAUUUAGCGGAUAAGCGACGUCGCGAUCGUGCUUUGAUUUAUCGGUUUCGAAUUCGGUUUCGGUUGGUGUUUACGCUAGUGGUGACGCUAGUAAUCCCGCGGCUUGUCCCAGAUUAUGACGGAUACCGGAUUGCGUGUACACACACUGUGAAAAUCGCGGAAUUAUCAGACGCGCUAAGCCAGCUUUUCGCUUGUUAAUAAACCCAAUGCGCUGCGCAUAAGCGUGUUGUAUUCUUCUCCCCUCGACUCCGUCCGGCCUCACCAUUCACCUCCGCGUGUACAAAGAGGCGCUGGCGGCCGGCAUGGAGCCGCUGAGCGAGGGCCUGUGCCUGUCGGAGCUGGAGCUGCACGGGGGGCACUUACACGAGUCAGUGGCGGCGUCCGUGGGCUCGGCCAUCUCCAGCCUCAUGGCGCCGCUGCACCACGAGCCGCAGCACACGCCGCUGCACGCGCACGCGCCGCCCCUACACCACGAGCCGCUUGAAAAGCUUAAACUAUGGGCGGAAACAGGCGAGUUUCGGGACAGCGGGCACUCAUCGCUGACGUCGGGCGGCUCGGGUGUUGAACAGUCACUGUACGCGCCGCCACGCCCGCGCCGCGACCGCAAGCACAACGACGACAACUCCCGGCCGCUCACGGAAGCGACGAUCAAAACGGAGUCGACGACCCCGGGCGUAGGCGGCGACGAGGGCCUGGACGACAAGGGCGACAAGAAGAACAAGCGGCAGCGGCGCCAGCGCACGCACUUCACCAGCCAGCAGCUGCAGGAGCUCGAGGCCACGUUCGCGAGGAACCGCUACCCCGACAUGUCCACGAGGGAGGAGAUCGCCAUGUGGACCAACCUCACGGAGGCGAGAGUUAGGGUAUGGUUUAAAAACCGAAGAGCGAAAUGGCGAAAGCGGGAGCGCAAUGCCAUGAACGCGGCCGCGGCCGCCGCCGCUGACUUCAAAAACGGUUUCACCACGCAGUUCAACGGGCUAAUGCAGCCCUUCCCCGACACUGACAUCUACUCUUCCUACCCCUACAACAACUGGGCCGCCAAAGUCCCUAGUCCGCUAGGGACGAAAAGCUUUCCAUGGCCCGUAAAUCCUCUGGGUUCCGUCGUCCCGGCUAGCCAUCACCAAGGCUCCGUUAACUGCUUCAACACGGCUACAUCGAUGGGCGCCGUCGGCGGCAGCAGCAUGGCGGUAGCGGGCUCGGCCGGCGUCGGUGCCGGUGUCGCGCCUUGCCCGUAUACCGCUCCCCCCAACCCGUACACGAUGUACCGGACGGAGCCGUGUCCGGCGAUGUCGUCGUCGAUAGCACAGCUGAGGCUGAAAGCGAAGCAGCACUCUACAGGGUUCAGCGGCGGCUACGGGACAGUGUCGCCGGUGUCGCGGGCCGGCUCGGCGCCGCUAUCGGCGUGCCAGUACGCGGCGGGCGGGGUGGGCGUGAGCGACCGCGUGCUCUGAGACGAGGCGCGCGGCCGCGACGAUGCGCGUUCGCCGCUGCUGACCGCCGCGCGCGCCUCCUAGUCGCCGCCCGCGCCCGACGCCUCCACACCUCUUGGACUUUAUAGGCAUCUGUGGGACUGGUUCGAUUGAUUCUGUGCACGAAAUCAAGCGUAGCGUUUAUAUUGUGACCGUUCAUAUGUGGAGCACAACAUAUAAAAGCAACAAGCGUUUCAAAACUGGAAAGUACCCACUUACCCAAUUUAUUUUUGAUUAAUGUUUAUAUUUGUUCAGAACAUGUUCGUAAAGUGAUGUAUAGUUAGAAAGGAAUCUUUAUCAUUUAACAGUAUAACAAUUAGUUAGUACCUUUGUUAGAUGAAGCAUUAAUUAGAUGAAAACUCGACUAACUCUGGCAGAUUAGCAUGAGCGUUUCGUUCGCUUUAGAAGUUGUAUUAAAGCUGCAGGUAUUAACAGUCAGCAGAUAAACUUAACGUAAGCAUUACGAUUGUUUCGAGCUUGUCGUUCUUGUUGCAGCUGUGUGAGGGCAUAUUCGCGAAAAGCUGGUCGGCAGAGUUAGUGGCUGGGAUGCAGCUAAAAUACCUACUUAUUUGUAAAUAUAAUUUAUGUACAGUGCAAUACAUGUGUGUUUAGUCAAAAGGCACCACUGUAACUAUCACUUAGCAAUAAGGUGCUCUUCGGAUAACAAUUAUUCUUAUAAAGAGUCGCCUUUUAACCGACAAUGUAGUACACUGGUGAUGCCUCAUUAAAUGGACAUAUUUGUAAAGAAUGGUUAAUAGCUAAUAAUUUCAUUAUUGAUAAGAAGAACUAGCUUUUCGUGAACAUGGCUCAGGAAUGACGCUGCAUGAAUGUUGAAUUUUUCGUGAACAAAGUUCCGUUUGAAACUUCGGGCAAUAAAAACCUAACGAUUCUUGUAGGAUAUUAAUACGUACCCUGUAAAUAUGUAGUUAUGUACUUACGUAUACCAAAGCGAUGUGUGCAAUUUUAUAAGCUUAAAAUGUAUGUACUUAGAUUUAAAAUUUCAAUUUAAGUAUGUAUUUUAGAAUGUAAAUAUUAUGAAUGAGUAAAUUAUUUGAGUUACAUAUCGAAGUAACAUCGUGAAGCGACUUUUUUUUGAAAAGUUUAUCACGUUAUAAAAUUAGGUCACGUGUUAACUUUUCCGAAAAAUGCCGAUAAACGCAUUUAAAUAAAUUUAAAAUAAAUAAAUCCAGGUUUUCAUGAAAUUACAUAAUACACGGUACAUCGACUUACGCAGAGUUGUUAUGAUUGUUUAACUUUUUUGUUCUGUGCAUUUCGCAGUGUUGUUAAAUGAAUUGUCAGUUGUUGUUAAUUUAUUUAAGUCACAAAAAAGCAAUAACAGUUUAUAUUAAACCACAGUACGAAUAUAAUAUAAUUUAUAUCAACGUAUCCGACUGGGGAAACCAUAAUGACCGCCAGUAUUUCUAGUUAUAAAUGUAACGUAUAAAUUGUGAAUUCAAAUAAAUAUUUCCUUUUAAAGAUAUUUAUUUUUAAAAGAGAGCAUUUUUGUACCUGAACACUGAAGUUUUUUUCUAGUGAACUAAAAUUGUUGCAAUGUAAUCAACAAGCCACGUUGUUAUAAUAAACUGUGACCUUAGCGUGGGAUGACGCAGUUUCAUCAACAUUGUUUCCAAAAUAUUCUGCCCAUUUGGUAAAAUGUAAAACUAUAUAUUCAAGUAUGCCAUGAUUUUCAUUAUUUCAUAAAACCAUAGUCGAGGGUAUCUAUAGGUACCCUCUACCAUCUAUCUAGAUGGUCUACACUCUUUUGAACUUUAUAAUUAUUUUAUUUAUUAUGUUAUUACUCGUAGCGUAUCGCUUAUAUAGGGUAAAUAAUCGUCUACUAUUGGCUACCUUCCAAUAACUGGAUACCUUAUACUAAAAAAGAUUCUGUUCCAUAUUCACACAAUCCAAGUCAAUUUUACGGAACUAAUAUUACUUGGUUUACUUGUAUUGUGUGCAAUAAUAAGUAGGAUUCUUAUUUUAGCAAUUUUACUCGUAGUAUAAAGUGUCUAGUUAUUGGGAGGUGGCUAGUAAUACACGAUGUACUCUACUUACAAACUGGUGCGCGGUAAGUAAUGGCCGACUGAAAUCAGAUUGACAUCAAUUUGUAAAUUCUAAUCAGCCUCCAGGAAGACGAAUUUUGGUUUAAGAACUCUCACUGUUAACCGCUGAUAAAUUAUAUUCAUAACCGUUUCAGAAAAAAGAUAAGUUCGAAUCGCCCUCCCCGGGAUCAUGUAGCUCGCAACAAUGCUACGCCGUAGGCUCGUAACGUAAUUAUGGUUUCAAAUCUGGCGUAGCACCUUGGGGCCGACUCUAAUUAAACAAUUUGUUAAGAUUUUGAUCUUGAGGCCAAUCAAAACAUAAAUUUGGAUCAGAAGCUAAAAAAAUAUGUUAAAAUUAUUUAUUUAUUAACGAAGCUGAUUCUAAGAUUAAAAUCUGUGAUGGUUUUAUUAUUUUUAUAAGACCUUGACAGUAGUCGCAGUGUAUCUCGAGCGCAACAUCAAUACGUGAGAGCGAGAUGCCAUAUGACUCAUUUCGUGCGCUCCAUUAUGCGCGAGAGAUUUUGACGUAUCAAUAUAAAAACCAUAACAGAUUAAAGAAAUUGAAUCCCGCUGAAUUCGAGUGAAGAUUGAAAUCUAUCUUCUAUAUUCAUAGCACGCUUGACGUGACAUAAAUAUAUAUAAACUUACCUCAAUAGUAUUUGAACGAACGAAGCUUUACUAUUUAAACUUUCCUAAGAUAUUGGCAAUCUGAAAUGAGAUUAAUGUAACCAGGAUCUCAUUAAUUUAAAUAAAUAACUAUUUAUUAAACACUGGACAGGAACUGUAUAUAAUUGUAAUAAAUUAGUAUUUUACAUUAGAGCUACUCUUAGUUAACUACACGAACUAGAUACCUUCCGUGUGCCUAUCAGUAAAAGUGAUGUAAAUAAAUUAAUAUGAUAGUGUAAAGGAUUGAAUUCGAGGUUUUCAUUUCAAUACAUAUCAGACAAAUAUCAGCGAACUAGCCAGUAAUUUGAAUUAUUUUGUAAAAUUACUUAAGAGAUCCGAUUGUUUUGUAACUUCAAAAACCUCUAGUCAUAAUAAAAAAAUAUCACCGAGUA
This is a messenger RNA of Cydia pomonella (codling moth), 5814 nucleotides long. It is a transcript of the gene Ptx1, whose product is annotated as pituitary homeobox homolog Ptx1. Gene Ontology annotation, molecular function: DNA-binding transcription factor activity, RNA polymerase II-specific; RNA polymerase II cis-regulatory region sequence-specific DNA binding. The transcript is spliced from 5 exons. The record is from RefSeq and is a predicted model, not a curated record. NCBI's taxonomy places the organism in Eukaryota, Metazoa, Arthropoda, Insecta, Lepidoptera, Tortricidae. Gene Ontology annotation, biological process: anatomical structure morphogenesis; regulation of transcription by RNA polymerase II. Bases 1551 to 2699 code for a protein of 382 amino acids. Gene Ontology annotation, cellular component: nucleus.